Brassica napus (rape) is the source of this 1596-nucleotide messenger RNA. Its product is annotated as phenylalanine--tRNA ligase alpha subunit, cytoplasmic-like. The transcript is spliced from 10 exons. Gene Ontology annotation, molecular function: translation initiation factor activity; RNA binding. Lineage: Eukaryota; Viridiplantae; Streptophyta; Magnoliopsida; Brassicales; Brassicaceae. The record is from RefSeq and is a predicted model, not a curated record. The coding region runs from base 441 to 1172 and encodes 243 amino acids. Gene Ontology annotation, biological process: translational initiation.
AAAAUCCCACCAACUCCGCAUACACGGCCAUGAACGAAUACGAAGUUGAUUUUUAAGUUCAUCAACUCCUGUGACGGAACACGGCAAGAUGAGGCCUCUCUCCCUCUGAAUUUCUUUAUAACUUUACAUUCUCUUCGGUCCCAGAUAAGCAGCAAUUUCAAUAUCAAUUUUAAUUUACGAACUUGGGCUCAAAGGUAACGAAGUUGAAAUUAAUAUGAGAGGUUUAAGAACUUCAUGAGCAAUUUGUUUACCCAUCUCAUUUAUGUCGGAGGCCGCGAUUCUAGGGUUCCUGCAGACCAACGAAUCAAUCUUAGAUUCCGGUCAAUUCGCAGCGGAGCACAAUCUCGACCACGAAGAAGUAAAAAACGUCAUCAAGAGCUUACAAGGUUUCCGCUACAUCGAAGCUAAGGAGCUCAAACGGGAGACAUUGGUUUUGACUGAUGACGGGAAGAAAUAUGCGGUGGAAGGGUCGCCGGAGAUUCAUUUUUUCUCGGCUAAGGAUGAUCUUGAGAAAAAAGUUAGAUCCUUCUGUUUUCAAAAUUGGAAGCACACAAGCUGCUAAAAAGAGGUGGGUUGCAAUGGGAAAGCAAGUCUCUAGGAAGGUUCAACAUGUUGAAGAUAAAGUGAAGGAGUCUCUUCUACAAAUACAACAAGGACUAGAACUUGACAAAGAAAGUCUCAGCUCUCUCAAAACCAGGAAACUCUUAGUAGCACAGGGAUGGACGGGAUAUUCUGAUGUUGAGAAAGGUCCUAAUUAUGCUCCCAAAAGGAAGAUUAUCGCUACUGACUUGACUCGAGAAAAUUUACACAACUGGAAAGAGUUGGAAUUCAAGGAGUAUAACUUCAAUGCUAAGGGACAACCUCUUGAUGCUGGCCAUCUCCAUCCCCUUCUUAAGGUCUCAGCCUCUCUGUCCUUUUGCCCAUCAGAUCAACAAAGUUUCAUGUCUGAACUUGAUUCCCAGGUCCCUACUGCCUUCGACCCGUUUGCUGAUGCGAAUGCUGAGGACUCAGGUGCGGGAACAAAGGAGUACGUCCACAUCUGUGUGCAGCAGCGCAAUGGUAGGAAAAGCUUGACAACAGUCCAAGGGUUGAAAAAAGAGUAUAUUUACAGCAAUAUACUUAAGGACCUCAAGAAAGAGUUUUGUUGCAACGGUACAUUGGUUCAUGACUGAACUUGGACAGGUUCAUGUUUUUUUUACAGCAAGAUACUUAAUUACCUCAAGAAAAAGUUUUGUUGCAACGGUACAUUGGUUGCAAACACAAUAAUUGCAUAUAAAUAAAUAUAUUAUCAUUUCAAAUAUCACUAGAAUAAAUUAUUUUCAUAUGUUCAGAAUAUUUAAUAUUAAAUCAAACAUACAUAGUUUUUUUAUCAUAGAAAAAUUAUUUUUAUCACGUAAAAUACAAUUUAAAAAUACUCAUGCAUUUGAAAUAUUUAGUAUAAAAAUAAUUAUCAAAUUGUUUACGUAUCACAAAGUCAUUUAUUAUAAUAAAAUUAUCCUUUAUCGUGUAACAAUAUUAAAAACACUUAUGUAUAUAUAAAAUUAUAUACAAUAUAUAUAGAGAGAUAUAUCUCUUUUAUUUAAGGAAAAUAAUGAU